UGGUGAUGCUUUAAGCCUCAUGAUAUAAUCCCAGAAAAACCCUCCCUCUACUUCACAUUAAUCUCCUCUCUUCAAUCUUCCCUAGCCUAGUUACCUUGCUUGCUCCUAGCUACAGCUAUUUUCCUCAACCUCUCUCUCUCUCUCUCUCUCUCUCUCUCGCAUGGAUUUUCGGCCCAAUACUUCUCUUCAUCUAAGCCUACCCAACGACCAAGUCAAUUUAGAUCUUGUCCUGGAGCCAUCAUACACGUCUUCCUCAUCAUCUCUCAGUGCUUCAGAACAACCGCGUGUGUUUUCUUGCAACUAUUGCCAGAGAAAGUUUUACAGCUCACAAGCACUUGGAGGCCACCAAAAUGCUCACAAGCUCGAGCGGACUUUAGCCAAGAAAAGCAGAGAGCAGCUAAGCUCCGCUGCCCGAGCUCAUGGAGGCUCGAACCAGAGGCCUGCAGGGUCUAAUAGCUUCAGCGAUUCAAGUCAUCCAAGGCAAAUUCACGAGGCACAUAAUCUUGGUGGGUUGAAAGAACAUCAAGGACAUGCUGGUAGGUUUGCUGGCCAUAUGAACUGUGGAUAUAGGCCUGAGAAUAAUGUUGAGGAGGAGAUUGGCCACCUUGACUUGUCUUUGAGGCUUUAAGUUAGAUUUGCACACAUUAAAUUUUCAAAUUACUUUAUGAUGUGAUGGAGUUUCAUAUGUUAAAUUUUCAAAUUAGA
Messenger RNA from Prunus mume (Japanese apricot), 705 nucleotides. It is a transcript of the gene ZFP2, whose product is annotated as zinc finger protein 2. Lineage: Eukaryota; Viridiplantae; Streptophyta; Magnoliopsida; Rosales; Rosaceae. Gene Ontology annotation, biological process: negative regulation of abscisic acid-activated signaling pathway. The record is from RefSeq and is a predicted model, not a curated record.